CUCACCCACCGGGGAGGUGACCAGACCGCCGUUGCCACGGAGACUAAUAGGCGUUCCGGUUGCCCUGGUGACCGGCGCCUACUCUCCUGGCCCGGGUUCCGGAGGCUUCAGUCAAGAUCCUCCCUCAUUGGCCCUAGACCCCUUGUCCCUACCCACUUCCCCAGGUCAUGCCAGAGCUCCUUUGCGAAGUUCUGCAGAUAUCCAAGUCUCCUUCCCAGAUAGCAGACUUUCAGGCAAGGCGUUUCAACGCUCAGCACCUGCAGCUGAGGCAUAUCCACAACCAAGAGACUUUCCUCCCUGAGGAUCAACACCUCCCCCUGCCAUCCUAAGUCAAGGUCUUGACCUAAGGACUUAUAACAACCAAGCCAAAGCCCAGAGCUACUCGGGAGGCUGAGGCAGGAGAAUCACUUGAACCCGGGAGGCGGAGGUUGCAGUGAACCGAGAUUGCGCCACUGCACUCCAGUCUGGGCAACAGAGCAAGACUCCAUCACAAAAAGAGAAGAGAAGAGAAGAGAAGGCCAGCAGGCAGAUGGAAGCAGAUGAGAUCAUAGAAGAGCCUCAUACCACCAUGGAUGCAGAGGAGCACCCCCCUUCAAAGGACCCCUCUGCUGAGGACUUACAGGAGAACCAUAUCUCUGAAAGCUUCUUGGAGCCUUCCACCUCUGAGACCCCCUUACAGCCCCAUACCUCUGAAUCCCCUUUGGUGCCAUCCCCUUCCCAGAUCCCCUUAGAGGCCCAUUCCCCUGAAACCCAUCAGGAGCCUUCCACCUCUGAGACUCCUUCAGAGACCCCUACCUAUGAGGCUUCAUUGGAUAGUCCCAUCUCAGUGGUGCCAGAGAAACACCUUACUCUUCCUCCCCAAUCACGAGGCUAUGUCUGUCUGUCUUCUUCUGAUAAUCUGAAGGAAGACCUCUCCUCUGAGUCUUCUUCCAAUGAGGUCCCAUGGACAAGGAGGUCUACCCAUCUCUCUGAAUCUGAGAGCCUUCCAGAACACUCUCUUUCAGGCCCUUCAGCCCAGGUCCAAGUGGACACAACCGAAAAGCAGGAGGAAGAAGCAGGAGAGGUUGAAAAGGGAGUAGAUGCCAGUGACAGCACUGCUCACACAACCCAACCUGGACACCAACUAGGUAACACAGCCCACCCAGUGUUCCCUGCUAGGCAGACAGAGCUGGUGGAAGUGGCUAAGGCAAUGCAUAGAGAGGAGUUUGGUGCUCAGGUGGACAAUCUUUUCCAGUGGGAGAAGGAUGCAGCCCUGAAUGCCAUCCAGACAGGUCUCUACAUUGGCUGGCGCUGCCCCCAUUACCUAUGGGACUGUUUCCGGAUUGGGGAUGAGUCCAGAUGCUUUUGUGGACACUUGUUGAGAGAGCACCGGAUCAUCUCAGACAUAUCGGUGCCCUGCAAGGUAAGCCAGUGCCGCUGCUUCAUGUUCUGCUUUAUCCCAUCACGCCCAGAGGAGGUGGGUGAGUUCUGGCUCAAGAGACGGGUCACCUUUGACCCCAAGGCCUGGAGGGCCCAAUGUCGCUGCAAACACAGCCACGAAGAACAUGCAGCCACUGGGCCCCAUCCCUGCAGGCAUCAUGGCUGUUGCUGCGGCUGUUUUGAGUCUAAUUUCCUCUGUGCGGCCUGUGACCAGCGCUGGGAGGAACACGAGACUUUCUUUGACACCCAGAAGACCCGGCGACGAGGAGAGAGGCCUCACGGGACAGACACUGUCAGCAACUGGCACAGGCCUUUGUGAGUCUGGCCCAGAUCAGCAAUAAAAGAGGAGUCAUUGGAACCUGACUUGGCUCUAUAUGGGGCAGGUAGAUCCCAGCCCAGGGAGAGACUGCCUAAUAACUUAGAGUUGACACCUAUUAGACACAGGAGAAAGCCUGGAUCUGGCCAUCUGCCUCCAUCACACCCACAUUCAAGCUGCCUGUUGAAGGAAAGUGGCUUCAAGGAAGUCAAGAAGGGAGGAAGUUUCAAGAAGGAUAGAGUGGGAAGUGAUGUUAGAUGCAGUUGGGGCACCAAUAAGAUAAAGACUGAAAAGUGUCCAUUGGGUUUUGCAAUUAGAAGAUCUUUGAGAACAUCGGAGAGUGCAGUUUCACACUGGUGCAGUGGAGGAGGAGUCAAACAGCAGUGAGUUUCAAGGAGUCUCUUAAAGAAGCUUGGAUGAAAAGUACAAAAGUAAAGUCAGACAAUAUCCAGAGGGAGUUGUGGAGUCAAGGAAGUACUUUUGUAGGAAGGAAAAGGGGAAGAGGCCAGUAGACUAAAGGACCUUGAAGGACCCAGAAGAGAGAGAAGAGAUGCCUGGUGAGACAAGAUCCCAGAGAUGGAGGAAAGGGAUGAGGUCAAAGCAGAGGUGAAGGGAUUUGCUCUGGACAGGAGAAACACCACUUCCUAUGACCAAGAUGAAGGAAGAGGAUGGAGCCUUCCUAGAGUUUCAGGGAACAAGAACCUGUGGAAGUUCCCCUCUGAUGGCUUCUAUACGCCCUGUGAAGUAGGAGAUAAGGCCAAUGGCUGGGGUCCAGGGAGAGAGGGAUAAGAGUAGGGAACAGGAGACAAGAAGAGAAAGGGGAAGGUUUGGGAAAGCUAAUGUAGGGAACUGGAGAAAAACCUGAUCAGUGGGUAGUUCAGGAUUCGGGCACAGUUGGAAGUGAGAACCUAGUUAGAGAAGCAGAGAAUCCAAAUAUUUAAUGGGUUGAUGAUGUGAGGGUGUCAGGGAGGAAGAUCAGGAAAACAAAGCAAAAGAAGGCAUGAGGAUGUGAAGGGAGCAUACAGCACCAAUAGGGAAAGAAAGUGAUGCCAGGAGGCAAAUGACAGAUUGAAAAAGGGAGCAGUUAAAGGAAGAGAAGUCUCUAAUGAGGUACAGUAGCAGACGUAGGGGCAGGGGUUGGAGUACAAGAGACAGUGUUCAGAGGCUGCAGAGCGUAACAUCUUUCAGAUGAGGGCAAGUGAAGGUGAUAAGUGCUUGAAGUAGAGAAGACUGUGGGCCAAGGAUCAAAAUCAGUGAAUGUGGGAAGUGACUAGGGAGUCCAUAGGUUCUUAUGGGAGUAGGAGAUUCCAGCAGUAAUGGGCUCUGUGACCCCAGGCAAGUCACUGUCCCUCUUUAGGCUGAGUUUCUGGACCUGUAAAACAGGAAUAACCUCUGUGUUGCCUACUUUCUAUAAGAACCAAAGAAAUAA
Messenger RNA from Gorilla gorilla gorilla (western lowland gorilla), 3164 nucleotides. RefSeq names its product family with sequence similarity 221 member B (gene FAM221B). NCBI's taxonomy places the organism in Eukaryota, Metazoa, Chordata, Mammalia, Primates, Hominidae. The record is from RefSeq and is a predicted model, not a curated record. The coding region runs from base 530 to 1738 and encodes 402 amino acids. The transcript has 8 exons.